Peronospora farinosa is the source of this 321-nucleotide messenger RNA. The record is from the annotation of a GenBank genome assembly. NCBI's taxonomy places the organism in Eukaryota, Oomycota, Peronosporomycetes, Peronosporales, Peronosporaceae.
AUGCUGACGAAACCUGUGCGUGUGCUAAGUGAACGCAUUAUGAGCCGUGGCUUUGAGCCUACAGUCGUGCGUUUAAUGGAAAAUGUGCAAAAGGUGGUACGGGCGCAACCUGGACUGAUCUCAUUGGAAUCACUAAGUGAUGUGAAUAAUCACCAUAAAUACGUGAUGCUAUCAGAAUGGAAAUCACUUCAGGACUACAAUGCGUGGACGUCAAGUGAGGCUUACAAACAAUGUACGGAUCAGAUUAAUGAAGUACUGGAUGUACCUGGUAAGCAAACGACUAUCUACCAGCAGCCCAAAGAUGAUAUUUUCCUUUUGUAA